Messenger RNA from Zasmidium cellare ATCC 36951, 720 nucleotides. RefSeq lists its product as uncharacterized. The transcript is spliced from 4 exons. Gene Ontology annotation, biological process: mRNA splicing, via spliceosome. Lineage: Eukaryota; Fungi; Ascomycota; Dothideomycetes; Mycosphaerellales; Mycosphaerellaceae. Gene Ontology annotation, cellular component: U1 snRNP. Bases 1 to 720 code for a protein of 239 amino acids. The record is from RefSeq and is a predicted model, not a curated record. Gene Ontology annotation, molecular function: U1 snRNA binding.
AUGGCGGGCGAAGACAACCCACCCAACGCAACACUCUACGUCAACAAUCUGAAUGAGAGCUUCAAACAGCCCUUUGUCGUUGAGCAGCUGCGCGAGAUCUUUGGCGAAUUCGGCGAAAUCAUCGAGAUCGUCGCGAAGAAGAACUACUGGGCUCGUGGACAGGCCUUCAUUGUGUUCAGCUCGGCAGAAGAGGCGGCAGAUGCUCUGGAGGCGCUGAAUGAGUUCGAGGUGCUUGGAAAGCCGCUGCAUGUCGCCUAUGCGAAGACUCGGAGUGAUGCGACGGUGAAGAGGGAGGAUGAUGAGGCGGGAUUCGAACAACACAAGAAGCAUCGCAUGGCGGAGAAGGAGCGCAAGCAGGAGCAACGCCUCGCUCAAGCCAAUGCGAAGUCCGGCAAGCGUGCUGCGCCCGAUGCAAUCACAGAGCGCCCCGUCAAGGCCUCGAAGCCGGGUGGUACUACCGCAGGCGCCAUGGCCGACGAGUACCUCCCACCAAACAAGGUCCUGCUACUUCGCGAUCUGCCAGAGGAUUACGGCAAGGAGCAAAUCCAAGCCAUCUUCCAGCGCUACCCUGGCUUCAAGGAAGUGCGAACGGUCCCUGGCCGCAAGGGUAUUGCGUUUGCCGAGUACGAAGAUGAGACUGGUGCUAUUGCUGCUAAGGAGGCCAUGAACGGCGUCACGCUGGGAGAGAAUACCAUCCGCGUUACGUACCAGAAGCAGUAG